Messenger RNA from Felis catus (domestic cat), 1422 nucleotides. RefSeq names its product centrin-4 (gene CETN4). Lineage: Eukaryota; Metazoa; Chordata; Mammalia; Carnivora; Felidae. Bases 155 to 643 code for a protein of 162 amino acids. Gene Ontology annotation, molecular function: calcium ion binding. The record is from RefSeq and is a predicted model, not a curated record. The transcript has 5 exons. Gene Ontology annotation, cellular component: centriole; centrosome. Gene Ontology annotation, biological process: centriole replication; mitotic cell cycle; nucleotide-excision repair.
CUACUGUCAAUCAGUAGGCCUCGGUGGGCGGGGCUGCUUGUGAGGCAGGCGAGAGCGGCCUUAGCAACGGUUUCUGAACUGUGAAGACAGCCGUUGGGCUGCGCUGCCGGCGGCUGAGAUCGGGAGGUCCCGGCUGAGGGCACCGGUUGGUGACAUGGCAUCCACAAGUUCAGACCAAUGGAAGAAAAGGGCAGCAAAACUUGAAUUGAAUGAAACCCAAAAGCAAGAAAUUAAAGAGGCCUUUGAUUUAUUUGAUGUUGAUGGGUCUGGAACCAUAGAUGUGAAAGAAUUGAAGAUUGCAAUGCAAGCAUUAGGAUUUGAACCAAAGAAAGAAGAAAUUAAAAAAAUGAUAGCUGAAAUGGACAAAGAAGGAAAUGGCACCAUUAGUUUCGAAGAUUUUUUUGCCAUAAUGAGUGUAAAAAUGAGUGAGAAAGAAGAAAUAUUGAAGGCUUUCAAAUUAUUUGAUGAUGAUGAUACUGGAAGCAUAACACUAAACAAUAUCAAGAGGGUUGCUAAGGAACUAGGGGAAAAUUUAACAGAUGAUGAACUUCAGGAAAUGCUUGAUGAAGCUGAUCGUGAUAGGGAUGGAGAAAUAAGUGAGGAAGAAUUUUUGAGGAUGAUGAAAAAGACCACUCUUUAUUAAUACUUUUUUUAAUCCCUGUGGAAAGUUAAUAACUUUGUAUUUGUUAUACAGUUCCAUAAUAUCUGAAUGUGUUUGUUGUCAAUUUCUAAUUUAUUUUUGCAAAUUGGUGUUUUGAUGUGUAAUCCAUGCAAGAAGUUAGGCUUCCGUCAACAUGUUGUUAAACAUCUACAGCAUCAAGAAGGAAAUGUAAUGAUUUCUGUGAAUCGUGAAUCCAAAACCAGUAUUAAUUCCAACUGCUACUUUUUGGAGUCUCAGCAUCUAAAGACUUAGAAUUUUUUUUAGGUUUAAUGAAACUGAGCCCACAUCCAAUUGAAUUUGGCAAACAGGCUAUUACUUUCCCCAUUAUUUUCCUUUUGUGCAACUCUUUAAAAACUGAUAAACAUUUGAUUUUUAAUCAGUUAUUCAGAUAUGUAAAGUAUUAAAUAAAAUUGCCUAGUAAUACUUUAUUUGCUAGUUUUCUUAUUAUAAAGAAAGGCACUUAUACUACCCAGAUUUUCUUGUAAGUUUGACCCUGCAGGUGAGCAUUUAAUGACUGUCUUGGGAGGUGGUAGGGAUUUUACAUAUGUUAUCUCAGUUAAUAUGUUACAACUUGGAAGCUGGUGGUAUUAGCUCCAUUUUACUACAUACAAGAAAAGUAAAGUUCAGAGAAAUUUAAAAAUUGCUCAAUUGCUCAUAGAUAAUAAAACAUGGAUUAUAAAUCUUGUAUCCUUAUGCUUCAUUAUGAAGCUUUGCUAUGGAUAAAAAGUCUCAGGGUAAUUAAGUAUAUAUUUUCUAACUCA